AUGUCCACCGACGAAGACGCCAGCCAGCUGGCUAUUGACGAUGGCUCCCUCUCCUUCAACGACGUCUUCACCACCACCAGUGCCACACCCGAGCAACCCCUCAUCGCAUCCGAAAUCACAAAAUCGCUCUUCGACCCCAACAACGUCUGGGACUUUCAGGCUAACCCGUCUCUGGAAUCCUAUAACCUGACCACCCCCAGCAAUUCCGCUUCUCAGCCUGAUUUCAUCCCUCAGACCUGGGCUUUUCAAGGCUUUGAAAAUAACCAGCCAGCGGCCUCAUCCUCAUCGUCACAGUCGGCCACGGCCGGUAUUAACCCCAUCAACCUCUUCUCCAACAGCUCCGACCCCAACGGCUUCGCGGCCCCCGCUCCCAGUGAAGACGGUCGCGCCUCCAACGCCAGCUCCCGCCCUCCCGUCACACAGCCGCCUCGCUAUUCCACCUCGCUGGCCCCGGCCGUCGAGGAAAAGCUUCGCAACAUCGCCAUGCCCGGCGGCCUCCCCCGCCAUUCUCUUCACAUGUCCAGUCCUGACUCUUUAAGGAGCGAAACAAAGGCGGGCAUCAUUUCGUCGCCCGAGGAUGCCACUGACACCAGACACGAGUCGAGGAAACGCAAGGUUACCUCGGAGCCUGAGGACGAUGAUGAUAAUGAAGACGAGGACAAGCCCGUCAAAAAGACGGCCCACAACAUGAUUGAGAAACGUUACAGAACAAACAUCAACGAUAAGAUUGCUGCGCUGCGAGACAGCGUCCCCAGUCUGCGCAUCAUGUCCAAGAGCGCACGCGGCGAGGACACGACCCAGGACCGCGAAGAGCUCCACGGCCUCACACCAGCACACAAACUAAACAAGGCUACCGUCCUAAGCAAAGCCACCGAGUAUAUUCGGCAUCUCGAAAAGCGAAAUUGUCGCCUGCUGGAAGAAAACAACGCCAUGCAGGCCAGAAUAGCCGCUUUUGAAAAGCUCUUCAUGGCCGGUGCCAUGAAUGGCUCCAUCAGCUCCCAUCAACCACCGCCGGCACAGAUGUCGUUCCCCCAGGAAGGCCAGCCGGGUUUCAUGCCAAGUCCCAUGCCGCAGCAAGAAAAUGGCGAGACGCCCGCCGGUAUGAUUCAGGUUCCCGACGACAUGAGACGCAUUCUCGCUGCUCAAAUGGCUGCCGGCCAGCCGUACCCCGUGCCCCAGCAGCAGGCCUUUCAGGGCAGCAAUCCCGCUGUCGUCCGCCAACAACAGAUUCAGCAACAACAGGUCCAGCAGCAGCAGCAGGGCGCUUGGUCCAAUGCUAGCCCAUACUUUGGCAAGCUCAUGGUCGGCUCGCUCGCUGGUCUUAUGGUUAUCGAAGCGUUCCGCGAGGAAGAGGUCAGCAACGAGACCCCAGACGGCCGUGGCCUGGCUGCGAUUCCCGUGCAGUUGCUUCGCACCGCUGCAAAGGGCCUCGACUUGCAAUACCGCGGAUACCACCUUCACACCUCCAUCCAAUCCAUCCUCUUCUUUGGCAUCUUCCUCUGGAUCUUUGUACCCUCGCUAUUUCAGUCCUCCUCCGACAACCCCAAGAAGCAGGGCGCCGGCCAUCUGCGUGCCGCCCCCUCCAUGGCCGCCCCCAUCCACGUUCGGCGGCAGGCCUGGGCCACGGCCAUUCAAACCGUCUGGGUACCGCGCCACAACUUCUUCCUCGAGGUGGCCGCGCUACUGCUUAAGAUGGCCAAGCUCAGCCUCCGCAACGCCAUUGGCUGGCACGGCUACGCCAUGCUGACCGGCACGACGCAGGAGGAAGAGACAGCUCGCAUCAAGGCUUGGUCCAUCGCCCUCGACUCACAGCUGGCCGGCGGCGACGUUGAAGUCUGCACUCGCCGCCUCCUGCUGACACUUCUCGCCUCGGGCACGCUCCCCGACACACCUGCGCGUCUCAUGCUCAAGGCUUUGCAUGUGCGCGUGCUGCUCUGGAAGCUCGGCCAAACGCGCUUCGUCCCCGCCAACAUGAUUGCGGCCAAGAUUGCCCGUUCCUGUUGGAACGACGCCCGACAGCUCAACCAGCUCCUCAUUCAGCUUCGCACCGAUCCCGCCAAACCGAACGAGGACGAGCUUCCCGAACACCUCACUGCCCUCGUGCAGCGCGAUUGCGACGAGGUCCUCACAGACGCCGUCGUGCACCGUGCGUAUAAUCUCGCCCUCCACAAGGACACCACCGAGGGUGUCGGACCCAAUAUUGAUGGCAUGGACACCGUCGUCUACGACGUCUAUGUCGGCACCCCCCUCGACGCCGCUGCCGCCUGGUUUUCUACCUGCCUCCUGCACGAUGUCCUCUCGGAAGCCCUCGAUACCAAGGAUAUCAACCGUGAUAACCUCGAUACUGCCUUCAACGUCGCGCCGCUCGGCUCCAUUGCGAAGCUGCGCGCCUCGCUUGCCUGCGCUGCCCUCGUCGAUGAGUCCCGCGGCGCCAGCAUCGCCACGUCCCUCAAGCUCCUCGGCACCGAGCGGCUCGAGAGCCCCCUCGCCGAUCCCACCAUCAUCAUCGGCGCCAGCAGCCACGCCUCGAACCCUGACCUGCUGUUGACGCUGCGCUGCGCCGUCGCCGUCGGCCAACUUGCCCGAGCAGGUCGCGACGCCACCGUUGUCGUGUCGCCUUCACAGACCCUCCGUAUCAUCGAAGCCUCCCUACACCCGGCCAUGGCCUCGGCCAUGACCCUUCUUGGCUUCACGGCCGUCAUGACCUUGCUCGAACGCGUCAUGGCUCAGAAGCGCAGCAGCGGCGCCACCGACGCCGAAGCCGACGCCGUCGACGCCUCCCUCGAGAAGCUCGCCGCCACCAUGCGCGUAUGGAUCGGCGGACCCUGCGGCACAAACGCCGGCAUCGACGCCGAUAUCCGUGCCAAGGUCGUCGAGCGCUGCCUCGUCAUUACGAAGAGCCUCGUCGGCAUGGACGUUGAUACGGGUUACGGAACAUCCACUGACGUGAGCGACGACGAGUCCGAUUGA
Molecule: messenger RNA, 2970 nt
Organism: Beauveria bassiana ARSEF 2860
Lineage: Eukaryota; Fungi; Ascomycota; Sordariomycetes; Hypocreales; Cordycipitaceae
Product: helix-loop-helix DNA-binding domain-containing protein
Exons: 2
Coding region: 1-2970 (989 amino acids)
Biological process (GO): positive regulation of transcription by RNA polymerase II; SREBP signaling pathway
Molecular function (GO): protein dimerization activity
Source: RefSeq, a predicted model, not a curated record